AUGACAACAUCAGUGGAUGAUAGGCUAGAGGAGGAGGAGGAGGAGGAGGAGGAGGAGGAGGAGGAGGAGGAGGAGGAGGAGGAGGAGGAGGAGGAGGAGGAGGAAGACGAGGACGAGGAGGAGGAGGGCGGGCAGGAGGAUGAGGAAGUGCAGGCGGUCCUGGAUCGCUUGAAGAAGGUGGAGAAGGAGAACAUAAUGCUGAAGGAGGAGAAGGCGGUUUUAGAGAGGAGGCUGGACGCCGAGCAGGCCCGCAUGGACAAGCUAGUGCCCGUGAUGAAUAUGGCCGUCGAUAAGCUCUCGACGGUUAGCGAGCGCGUGUCCACCCUCGAGGUGUCGGCGGAGGCGAAUGUCAAAGGAGCCGUCAAGUCUCUCACGGUAAUCACGUAG
Messenger RNA from Closterium sp. Naga37s-1, 387 nucleotides. The record is from the annotation of a GenBank genome assembly. Lineage: Eukaryota; Viridiplantae; Streptophyta; Zygnematophyceae; Desmidiales; Closteriaceae.